Molecule: messenger RNA, 2121 nt
Organism: Tripterygium wilfordii
Lineage: Eukaryota; Viridiplantae; Streptophyta; Magnoliopsida; Celastrales; Celastraceae
Product: nucleobase-ascorbate transporter 6
Exons: 15
Coding region: 244-1839 (531 amino acids)
Biological process (GO): transmembrane transport
Cellular component (GO): membrane; plasmodesma
Molecular function (GO): transmembrane transporter activity
Source: RefSeq, a predicted model, not a curated record
AUUUGUUUCUUAAUAAAAUGAACACAUUAUUGACAUUGAUUAUUCUGCGAGACUUUUUUUAAAAUCCAUAAAUUAAUGUUUGUUAAGUUUUUGUUUUUCCAUGUUAGAGAUGCUGUGUGUAAUUUCUACUUUCUAGAUAGGGAGAAAGUCUCUCUCUCACAAAUUUUCAUUUCAUUUCACUUUGCAGCUCUCACACUUUCCACACAAGAGAGAGAGAAAGAGGUUUAGAGAGAGUUAGGGAUCAUGUCAGGAGGAGCGGCUCCAGCAAAGGCAGCUGAACCACAGCCUCAUCCACCAAAGGAUCAGCUACCCAACAUUUCUUAUUGCAUUACAAGUCCACCUCCGUGGCCGGAGGCUAUCCUUCUUGGAUUCCAACAUUACCUUGUGAUGCUUGGCACAACUGUUCUCAUUCCCACUGCGCUUGUUCCUCAAAUGGGAGGUGGCAAUGAGGAGAAGGCAAAGGUUAUCCAGACACUACUUUUUGUAGCUGGCAUCAACACACUUUUGCAAACUUUAUUUGGGACGCGACUACCUGCAGUUAUUGGAGGGUCUUAUACCUUUGUACCAACUACGAUUUCGAUUAUCCUUGCUGGUCGAUUUAGUGAUACCUCAGACCCUGUAGAGAGAUUUAAGAAGAUAAUGCGAGCAAUACAGGGUGCCCUUAUUGUUGCUUCAACUCUUCAAAUUGUCCUCGGUUUCAGUGGCCUUUGGCGCAAUGUUGCAAGGUUUCUUAGUCCACUGUCAGUUACUCCAUUGAUAGCUCUUGUUGGUUUUGGGCUGUUUGAAUUAGGUUUUCCUGGGGUUGCCAAAUGCGUGGAGAUUGGACUGCCUGAGCUUAUCAUCUUAGUGUUCAUUUCACAGUACAUGCCUCAUGUUUUACAUUCAGGAAGACCAAUCUUUGACCGUUUUGCUGUUAUAUUUUCUGUGGUGAUUGUAUGGAUAUAUGCUCAUCUUCUAACUGUUGGUGGGGCCUAUAAUGGUAAACCACCAAGGACACAGCUCAGCUGUCGUACUGAUCGUGCUGGACUUAUAGAUGCUGCGCCAUGGAUAAGAGUUCCAUAUCCAUUUCAAUGGGGAGCUCCUUCAUUUGAUGCUGGUGAAGCCUUUGCCAUGAUGAUGGCUUCCUUUGUUGCUCUUGUUGAGUCCACAGGUGCUUUUAUUGCAGUUUCAAGGUAUGCUAGUGCGACUAUGUUGCCAUCUUCUAUUCUGAGCCGUGGUGUUGGUUGGCAGGGCGUCGGCAUUUUGUUCUCUGGGUUGUUUGGAACUGUUAAUGGAUCCUCUGUAUCUGUGGAGAAUGCUGGUCUUUUGGCCUUGACACGUGUUGGCAGCCGAAGAGUUGUCCAAAUCUCUGCUGGGUUUAUGAUUUUCUUCUCCAUUCUUGGAAAAUUCGGAGCUGUAUUUGCUUCAAUUCCAGCACCUAUUAUUGCCGCUCUGUACUGCCUUUUCUUUGCUUAUGUGGGUGUUGGAGGCCUUAGCUUUCUUCAAUUCUGUAAUCUCAACAGCUUCCGAACAAAGUUCAUAUUAGGCUUCUCUGUGUUCAUGGGCUUGUCUGUCGCUCAGUACUUCAAUGAGUAUACUGCAAUCAAUGGCUAUGGUCCAGUGCAUACCAGUGGGAGAUGGUUUAACGAUAUAAUAAAUGUACCCUUUUCUUCGGAAGCUUUUGUUGCUGGGAUCUUGGCCUAUUUCUUGGACAACACGUUGCAUAAAAAGGACGGUGCGAUCAGGAAAGACAGGGGUAAGCACUGGUGGGACAAGUUCAAAAACUUCAAAGGCGAUACGAGGAGCGAAGAGUUCUACUCUCUGCCCUUCAAUCUAAACAAGUAUUUCCCAUCUGUGUGAGCACUAAUUUGUGAUUAAGGCUUUAUCAACUACUGCUCCCUUAAACAAAGUUCAGAAUAGCCAUGUACCUGGAAUUGCAUUACAAAUAGGUUUCUUGCUACCCUCCUGUCAAUCUUAUCACACGCUCUAUCGCGGUACACGAUAAUAUUAAGUUCAAUUUCUGUCUUUAUAGGAUGCCUUGAAACAUUUGUUGACUAGAGUUCUUUCUUUCCUUUUUGACUGUAAAUCCAAUGGAGAGAUUUGGAUUUGGUGUAAGCAAUGAUGCAUUUUUAUUCUCUUCCA